Austrofundulus limnaeus is the source of this 2596-nucleotide messenger RNA. Its product is annotated as gastrula zinc finger protein XlCGF57.1. Gene Ontology annotation, biological process: regulation of transcription by RNA polymerase II. Gene Ontology annotation, cellular component: nucleus. Gene Ontology annotation, molecular function: DNA-binding transcription factor activity, RNA polymerase II-specific; RNA polymerase II transcription regulatory region sequence-specific DNA binding. The transcript has 2 exons. The record is from RefSeq and is a predicted model, not a curated record. NCBI's taxonomy places the organism in Eukaryota, Metazoa, Chordata, Actinopteri, Cyprinodontiformes, Rivulidae. The coding region runs from base 248 to 2005 and encodes 585 amino acids.
CUGUUUCCCGUGCCAAGAUGGCGGACCUGUAGACGUGUCGCCACCAAGACUUCGCAAGUCGCACUGCGUCCUGUUUGUCCUGUUCUGUUAUUUUAGGCUCAGCAAUAAAUUGUUAGCGGAUAUUUUUGUGGGCCAACAUCUAACAAAGACACUAGGAAUGUGUAACAGCACCCGGAUGUAGCAGUAAAUAAAUAUUUUUAAGAAAUCGCCGCAGAUUAUAAACAGGAAGUGAAGAGAAGAGAGGAAAAUGAGCGACAGGACAGUCGCUUGCUUCGACCCUAGCURUCAACUGCACAUAGUAGUGGUCCCUGAAGAUGCUCAGCAGUUGGUGGUGAAUAAAGAAAAAGCUGGUGAACAACAGGGUUCUGAUGUAGAACAGCAGGACCCAGAGCCUCUCAAAAUAAAGGAGGAAGAAGAGGAAUUGUGGACCACUCAGGGAGAGCAGCUCAAUGUGAAGAAUGAGACCAAUGCCACGGGGUUUCCUUUCACUCCAGUUUCUGUAAAGAGUGAGGGUGACGAAGAGGAACCCCUGCUCUCUCAUCUUCACCGGCACCAAGUUGACGACCAAGAUUUUCCAACCRUCAGCUCAGACAAUCAAAUAGAAGCAGCUAAUGGAGGAGAGGACUGUGGAGGACCGGGAAUUACCUGGGAUCCAGAUCUGAAGAUUUAUGAAAACAAGUCCAACUCUUCAUGGUCUGAAGGCAGUGAGGAAGAGGGAGAGGAUGAGGAUGGGGACAAUCCAGAAUCUCAGCUGGAGCACUUGUCAGGCCCUGAAUCCACUUCUGAAAACCCUGACAAAGACUGGAAGGAGAACGGGACUUCUGAGUCGGGUGUAAACACUUUUAUCUGCACUGAGUGUGGUGAACCAUUUCCCUACAGCCAAUCUCUGCAGAGACACAUGACCUGUCAGUCACAAGUAAAUUCUUCAAGUUGUUUGGUUACUGAGAAACAUUUUAGAGCUAAGCAAAAUGUAGACUCAUCUAGAAAAAUCCUGAAGUCAUGUAUCUGUGAUGACUGUGGUGAAAGCUWUACCAGAGAACGAAAUCUAUACAAACACACAUUGGUCCACACUGAACAGAAUUUGUUUGAUUGCGACAUUUGUGGACACAGAUUUAACCUAAAACAAGAUUUUAACACGCACAUGAAAAGCCACACAGGGCAGAAAUCCUUUGGUUGUGAUUUUUGUGGACAAAAAUUUCUUAAGAAGUCAAAUCUAAACAUACACAUAAAAGUCCACACUGCACAGAAACCAUAUGGUUGUGAUCUUUGUGGACAAAGAUUUAGUCAAAAGUCUAAUUUAAACACACACAUAAGAGUCCACACAGCACAGAAGCCAUUUGGCUGUAAUCUAUGUGAACAACGGUUUAGUCAGAAGUCAAAUUUAAACACACACAUGAGAGUUCACACGGGACAAAAGCAGUUUAGUUGUGAUGUUUGUGGACGAAGAUUUAGUCAGAAAUCAAAUUUAAACACACACAUGAGAGUUCACACGGGACAGAAGCAGUUUGGUUGUGACGUCUGUGAUCGAAGAUUUAGUCAGAAGUCAAAUUUAAACACACACAUGAGAGUCCACACGGGACAGAAGCAGUUUGGUUGUGAUGUUUGUGGACAAAAAUUUAGUCAAAAGUCCAAUUUAAACAUUCACAUCAAAAUCCACACGGGGCAGAAACCUUUCAGUUGCGAUAUCUGUGAGCACAAUUUUAGCCGAAAGCAAGAUUUAAACACGCACAUGAUGAGUCACACUGGCCAGAAACCAUUCAGUUGUGACUUCUGUGGAAAAAGAUUCAGCCGAAAGACGUAUUUAAACGCCCACGUAAGAAUCCACACGGGACAAAAGCCGUAUGUUUGUGACAUUUGCGAACAAAGGUUUACCCAAAAGUCACUUUUAAACAGACAUAAGAAAACCCACACUGGGGAGAAACCUUUUAGUUGCAAUGUUUGUGGACAGAAAUUUUGUAGAAAGGCAAGCUUAAACACACAUAUGAAAGUCCACACGACAACAUAACCAGUUAGUUGUGAUAUUUGUGGACAAAGAUUUAGCAGAAAGAUCAAUUUAAAGAUGCACAUGAGAAUCCACACAAUACCAGAAAUAAUCUGUGGUCUAUAAAUAAAUAUUUAACAACUCAAAUAGUUUGGAAGCUGAGUGUGGACGACAACACCACUACUAAUCAGUAAAUAAAAUGGCUUGAUCAAAACCUUAAUGUAAUACUUGUGAUCAGCUCCGGACAUCCUAUGUAGUAGUUUUUACUUACAAUAUAUCUGCAUGCAUGUCUGCUUUUUCUGGAAUUCCCAAUUUAAUCUUAAAAACAUGUAUCAAAAUACUCUUCAUACCUCUAAAAAUAUCACUAAGAGUUCCAGGCAUGAUCCCUACUUUAAUAUGAAUUGAGAGGGUGCUGUGCUGCUGCAGCUAAAUAUUACAUGUUGCAAAGAUUUAAAAUGUUAAAAAAUAAAUAAAAUUGGAUUAAAACAUUUCUUUGUUUAAGAAACCGCAAUCUGUUGUCUUAGACAUUUCAAUGUGCAAAAAAGUAUUUUAGUUUAGUCUAUUCUAACUUUUUUAAUGAGAGAACAUUUUUUUCAUUCAUUAGCACUUUUAUUU